AUGGCCCGGCUGUCCGCCGGCCUCGCACCCUCUGCACCCGCCACCGCAAACACCACCACCGCUGCCACCGCGAAUCCCACCGCGGCCCUCUCAUCGGUUCCGCCUUCGUAUUACCUGUCGGUGGGCGACCCGGCAUCGUCCCCGGUCACGACGGCCUCGCUCUUCACGCGGCGCCCUUCUCAGCUGGACAGUGGCGUGGCGGGACGGGCGAUGGUCGACCUGGAUCGCGGGCCACAGCCUCCAUCAUCUUCCUCGGCCUCUGACGACACCGCCGUCACCGCACCUUCGCCGUCUUCACGCCAUAGUCAGGCAAAUGGUCUGCGCGACCUCGACGACAGCGCAUCUUCGCUGUCAGACGUCGACAUGAGCGUCGACGAGGACGACGAGGACGAAGAGGAGGACGAGUUAGAAGACGAAGAAGGCGAAGAUGUCUCCGCGGCACGGCUUCGCGAUGCACGCGAGGGCGACGUCACCAUGAGCCCGGCACCUGUCGCAGUCAAGCAGGAGGCAGGGCAGAUCAGCCUCGGGCGUAGUGCAGCCACCCCGUCUACGAACCGCAAGGAGCCCAAGAAUGGGCAGGCGGAGACCAGGUCCAAGAGGAGGACGAUGCCGGCGCGGCUACGGCAGGUCUCGAGCCUGCUGGCAGGCUCGAUGCUGGAAGAGGAGCUGCUCGACUCGCAGCAAAGGCUAGUCGAGAACAACAAGGCGCUGCUGCCUCCAUCGGCCAGGCUGAUCCUCACCAACGACGCUGAGCUGGUCGAGCGCACCGUCACCGUGCAGCAGGGCGAUGCAGCCGCCGUCCUCAGCAUCUUUGCCGACCCCGAGGUCGCACGCGCCUGCCGCGAGACGGCCGUCAUCGAGACGCCCGAGUUCAAGCUGCGGGACGACAGCGAGGCAAUGGGCAAGACUCGCGGCAUGCGCAACGAGGAGGACACGUCCGAUGCCGCGUACGAGCGACGCCACCGCAAGCCCGAGAACGUCGAGAAGCGGCAGCGCAAGCUCGAGCUCGAGCGGCUCGUCAAGGACCGCAACAAGCUCAAGGACCGCAUCGACCAGCUCAAGGCGGCCGACGCGCGGCUCCUCAUGCCGAUCCUCACGGCGCGCGACCAGCAGCGCGCCGCGGCCGGCGCCAGUGGCGGCAGUGUCGGCGACGCUGGCACGGGCAGCAGGGCGCUGCGCAAAGAGCUGCUCGACGAGGCUCGCGAGACACUGUCGCGGUACGAUCUGCUGCUUCCCUCGUCGCGCAGCAACGCGGAUCGCAAGCGCAAAGCCGCACUCGACGAGGCGAGCGGCCAAGAGGACAGCGACGCCAGCACGCCAGCGCGCCACGGUCGAAAUGCCAGCGGCAGCGGCAAGGCGUACCAUCGAUCCGGCGGCCUUGCCAAAGGCGGCUCACCCGUGCCAUCGACGCCCGAUCAGACGCGGAAGCUCGCAGGCACGAGCGCUAGCGGCAGCCGCGCCUCUGCCAUUCGGCGCCAUUCUUCCGGCGACCCUGCUGCUUCGGCCGAGGCCAAGGGCGCCUCGGGCCGGAGCAUGCGGAUCCGCCUCAAGCGCCCUCAGCUCGACGCUUCGCCGGCAUCGGACGAAGAGCACUCACCGCGCCGCACGUCGGUCGUCAACCUGCGCGUCUCUCGGAGCGGCGCAGGCGCGUCGCCCACCGCGCCCGAAUCGCCAUCGACGCCGUCAGGUGCCCCCAAGGAGGUGCGUCCGGAGCACGUCUUUGCCAACAUUCACGCGCGGACCAUGGGCGGCCGCUUUGCGCCCAAGAAGGCCCUCGGCGAGGGCGCUACCGGAAGUACGAGCACCCGUGGCACCAAGAGCAAGUGGCCGGCCGGCUCCUCGUCGGCACCGACCUCCGCGAUGGCCGCAUCAAAGCGUCGGUCCAUGGACCGCUCCAGGCGUGACUCUUCGGCGCCAUCGGCAUCGGCAACGGCGUCGACCCACCUCCCGGCUAGCCCGUCGCCCGCCUCUGGCUCGCUACCGUCCGAGGCCGGCAUCCCGCCUCGAGAGGUCAAGGAGCAUCAGUGGGGGCUUUCGGGCCAGGGGGCCCCGCUCAGCUCGCUGCGUUCGCGCUCCAAGCACCACGCCGGCUCGCCCAAACGCCCCGGCGCGCCUACGGCCCUCCCGACCGGAUGGGCCAAGGUGGGUCCCACUCUGUCGGAGCUGCGAGCGAGCGAGCGGAAGCCGCUACGGGUCAAGUUGGUUCUGGGUAAACGCAGCGCCUCGAGCUCCACCCCGUUGGCUGGAGCGACGGCGGCGGCGGCCCCGGUCAGACGCGACGUAGCAGGAGCAUCUCAGAUGAUGCCGGAAGAGGACGACGAAGAGGAUGACGAGCCUCCGGCCGAGAUUGUCAUGGGCACGGCGCUGACCGAGGAAGAGGCCAAGGCGAUGCUCGAGGCUGCUCUCGCCGAAACCAUGGCCGAGGAAGAGCAGCUGUCUCGCACCGGUGGAAGCCCCCCCUUCUCGACUCCGGCUAGGCCCGGCUUCGUCGCGAGGCCCGCACAGCCGCUCGGCUUUUCGGCGUCAUCGCCCUCCGCUUCGCGAUCGCCAGCCUCGACCGCACCGCCAGCGUCAGUCGCCGCCGCUCCGGCCACCCCUACGGCUCCGGCGACGGGCGCGGCUGCCGCAGGCCCUGCGCGCUCCCAUAGCCACACGUCGACGCUCGCGUCGCGCAUGCCACCGCCAGCCUCGCCGGCGACGACCCCCGCCACAGCGGCAUCGGCAUCGGCAUCGGCAAUGAGGCGCAACUCGUCCCGCGUCCAGGCGACGUCGGCCUUUGGCGAAAAGCUGCCAGCGCCGCUGCUGGCGCGGCGCGACUUUGACGAGACCAUCGCGCCCGUCCUGGCCAAGCGCUCGUGGCGGUGGGCGCUGGCCGCGCGCGGCUACGACGCGCUCGGGCCCACGUCGCCGCUGCUGCCCGCCUCGGUCGCGGCGCUGCGCGAGCAGCAGCGCGACGAGCAGCGCAAGGCGCACGAGGUCGGACGGCGCAUCGGCGACGGCAAGGAGCCUGCAAGCGAGGCCGAGGCCGAGGCCGCGGGCACAGGCAAGGGCAAGGGCAAGGGCCGAGCCGACGGGCACAAGCCGCGAGGCCGGCAGCACGCGGCGCGACCGUUCCAAGGUGUCCGAUUGGAUGACGUCGUCAAGAGCAGGGAAAGGGCAGAAGGGCAAGCCGAGGCCAGCCGGAAACCGGGCGGCAGGGCCAGGGCCAAGAGGUGA
Molecule: messenger RNA, 3216 nt
Organism: Pseudozyma flocculosa PF-1
Lineage: Eukaryota; Fungi; Basidiomycota; Ustilaginomycetes; Ustilaginales; Ustilaginaceae
Exons: 5
Coding region: 1-3216 (1071 amino acids)
Source: RefSeq, a predicted model, not a curated record